AUGGAUUCUACAAACCCAAAUGAUGAAGCCAAUUGUUCAACUCCUCCCACAAAAAUCAAUAAAACAUUCGAGCUAAAUCCAAAUGCACAAGAGUGGGUAGGAGGAGCCAACAAAAAAAAGCUAAACCCAAAUGCACAAGAAUGGACUCGAGUAAAGCAAGAGGAUAGGGGUCUCUUCCUAACACUUUCAAAUCAUGACACAUCAACAACACAAAGAGACAUACAUACCUACUUUAACAAUAGAUAUGGUGACUGCGUGCAAUCAAUUGGGAUGUUUGGAGGUCAAGAUUCACCACUUUGUGCUAAAGUGCUUUUCAAGUUUUCAAUCAUACCAAGUUUGUUUUUGAAUAAUUCAAAUGAAGUUUAUAUACACAUUAAUGGCCAAUCAGUGUUGUGCAAGAAGUAUGAUCCAAAGAAGAAACAACACCAUCAAGGCUCGAUCCAGAAUAUGGAAUGA
Vicia faba (fava bean) is the source of this 456-nucleotide messenger RNA. The record is from the annotation of a GenBank genome assembly. NCBI's taxonomy places the organism in Eukaryota, Viridiplantae, Streptophyta, Magnoliopsida, Fabales, Fabaceae.